Penaeus monodon (black tiger shrimp) is the source of this 1135-nucleotide messenger RNA. RefSeq lists its product as uncharacterized. NCBI's taxonomy places the organism in Eukaryota, Metazoa, Arthropoda, Malacostraca, Decapoda, Penaeidae. The transcript has 3 exons. The record is from RefSeq and is a predicted model, not a curated record. The coding region runs from base 381 to 989 and encodes 202 amino acids.
AUCUGAGAAAAGUUGCGUGAAUCAUGAAUGGUUCUAUUUUAUGUCCCCUUUAUAUUUGAGAUUGGUUUAACAUAUUUUUGUAACCUGUACGAAUGCUGAGAAUGCCCUGGGUUAACUUGAGUUGUCAGUUUUAUUUACAUUCUCAAUUUCAAAUUAUUUUGUAAAUUACUGCAUUGGAGUAAUUAUAUAGUCUGUCAUUGAUAAGGAAAUAGCAGGAAAAAAAUCCAUCAGCAAUCUGCCUAUUCUGGUCAUCAGCUCUAACCACUUAUCUGAUUAAACAUUGUGAUCAAUUAUGUGGAGGAAGGCAGUCGAGUGCAGCAAAGAUAUGAAACAUAGAAUAACUGAGCUUUAUUAUGUGAAAAUUCAAGGUGGAUCUUGAAAUGACACUCUGCUUAAGAUGUUGGACACCAAUGAGAACUGCUGUUGUGUGCUCAGGUAUGCUGAACCAAAGAUGUAUGAUAAACAAUAAAAGACAAUUAUUGAAUCCUUAUUUUCUUCUGAGAAGAUUAAUAAGUGAAGAAAAAAAGAGAAAAAUCUUAGAAGAAAGAAAGAAAAUGAGGGAAGAAUUUCAGUUGAAGGAAGCACAGUGGGAAAGUGCGGUGGACAGAAGCCUGUUGUUAGAUAAAGAUGUGACGAUUUAUGAGGAGCAUAAAGCUGCAGUUGCUCGAGGCCAUUUUACAUAUGACGACCCUCUCACGGGAUAUAGAGUCAUGACAAGACUACGUCAUUUCUUAAGAGGCUCAUGCUGUGGUAAUGCCUGUAGACAUUGCAUUUAUGAUCACGAAAAUGUAGCAGACAUUGACAAAGCACGACGAAUCUACAACUCUGCAUUUUGGGUGGAUAUAAGUGAAAGGCCUGAUUUGUUGAAGAGGAACAAGAGUUAUGCAAAAUCUUCUCUGAACAUGACAGACCGCAGGAAGGAGUUUGGUCGAGGAAGAGAAGAUGAACUAUUAGAAGAAUAUUGUGAUCCAUUAUUAUUUAAACAUUGAUCUUUUUAACAAUUAUGAAGGGCAAGAAUAUAGUAACUAUAGAUUCAUGUAGUAGAAAAAUCAUAAAAUGGAUACAUAAUUUUUUUAGAUUAAAAGGAAGCAAGCCUUGUUACUUGAUUCUAUUUAGCAAUGAAGUACUGUACUUG